AUGAAAACAGUUGCUUUGGUUUUUAUUUUAUCUGCUAUUGGACUCUCAGAGCAGUUGAGAGAUCCUCGAUGUUUCCCACCCACGAAUAUCUAUAGAGCUCCUGAUUGUGUGCCUGAUAUUACCUCGGAGAAUCCUAAUUUUGAUUGCCAAGGAGGUCAUUUUGUGAGAACUGCUGGAAUAAGCAUGCCGUGCACCGCAGACCACGAUUGUAUGGAGAACAUGGAACCAAACGAGUGGUGUAACUCCGAAAGAAAUGGUUUUCAGUGGGCAGCAAGCGGAUGUCACUGCGACCUGAAGCUUAAAACAUGUAUUAUGCAGAGAUUUGAUAGAAACUAUAAUGAAAUUCAGUGGGCCUUCUGUACACCAAGGAAUCGAUUCAGGUGUGAAGUUUCGGAUCAUUGCUCACCGCCCAAGAACUGA
Messenger RNA from Caenorhabditis briggsae, 420 nucleotides. The transcript is spliced from 4 exons. The record is from RefSeq and is a predicted model, not a curated record. Lineage: Eukaryota; Metazoa; Nematoda; Chromadorea; Rhabditida; Rhabditidae. Bases 1 to 420 code for a protein of 139 amino acids.